This is a messenger RNA of Limulus polyphemus (Atlantic horseshoe crab), 3189 nucleotides long. RefSeq names its product tetratricopeptide repeat protein 4-like (gene Dpit47). The record is from RefSeq and is a predicted model, not a curated record. NCBI's taxonomy places the organism in Eukaryota, Metazoa, Arthropoda, Merostomata, Xiphosura, Limulidae. Gene Ontology annotation, molecular function: Hsp90 protein binding.
CACUCUUCUCGCCGUUGAAACUGGCAACAGUGAUUCAGGUGGCGCUUGAGUGAGAUACUAAUUUUUCUAAUCAUUUUUCAGAAAACGUGUGUUUGAUAUAAACAAGUUUGGGAAGUAGGUUACGCGAUAGUUUUACAGAUGGCUGAAGGAAACAGUCCAAUGACUGAAGAGGAUAGACAUAGACUUGUUCAAGAUAUGGAUAAAGACUUGGAUAAUUAUCUAAAAAACAUGAAACCAAAGAAGUAUGCAGAUGGAUGGUCUGAAGACAAUUGGGAGCAGGAAAUGCAAGAGCACCCAGCUUUUAGAACAGAACCUUUAGAUGAAACACGUGAACUUCCUCCUUGGAUUGAAGCACUUCAGCAGCUGAAAUAUGACUCUGAAGAGAACACAGCAGAGGAAUUGGCUCUAAACUACAAAGAUGAUGGGAAUGAAAAUUUUCGACUGAAGAAAUACCACUGGGCAAUAAAGUCUUACACAGAAGGAUUGAAGCAAAGGUGUUCAAAUACAGAACUGAAUGCCCAACUUCUUACCAAUAGAGCAGCUGCAAAUUUUCAUAUAGGUAACUACAGAUCAUCUUUCAAUGAUACUGAAGCUGCUCUGAAGUUAAAGCCUAACCAUAUGAAGCUUAGUGAGAGGGGCCCAGUGUUGCUGGAAGUUGGAAGAUUUAAAGAUUGUGUUGUUUGGUGUGACAAAGGACUUAAGCUAGAACCUGGUAACCAGACCCUGUUAGAACUGAGGAAAAAAGCUAGCAAUGAACAGAAAGUGGCUGAAAGAAAUAAAAGAAAAGCAGCUCUAGAGGAAAAAGAAAAACUGAAAGUUGAUGAAAAGCUCAUAAAAGCAAUACAGGAAAGAGGGAUUAAGUUAUUCACGAAAUUUGGCAGCACAAAGACCUGCAGUGUUGAGACUUUGUCAUUCUUGCAACCUGUCCAUCCAGCUGCUGCAUCAUCAAAAGUGCACCAAGAUGAAAAUGGUGCUCUCCUGUGGCCUGUUUUAUUCCUUUAUCCUGAAUAUGGUGAAAGUGACUUUAUAGAAGCAUUUCAUGAGGACAGCAGGUUUGCUGAUCAUCUAGAGGUGAUGUUUGGAUCCAGUGAUGUCCAUCCACCAUGGGAUGUAGAGAAAAAGUACUUGCCUUCAGAUAUCGAGAUUUAUUUUGAAGAUAUCAAAAAAUCCACUCAUUGUAAAGUUGAUACUUCUCAUACUUUAAGACAAGUUUUGUCUGAUCCAAGGUACUAUGUUACUGCAGGAAAUCCUACCUUUUUACUGAUAGUCAGAAACUCCAGUUUUCAUAAAAAGUUCAUUCAAAGCGAGCUAAGCGAAUGAAAUGCAGAGCAGGAAGCAUCUUUUGACAAUUUUGUUUUAAAAUAAAAUGUGUAUAAGACAGUCGUACUCCUGUAACAAAUAAAUCUAAACAACCAUGGAUUUAUUUUUUUUUACUCUAUGAAUUCAGAAUUAAUUGUGCAACACAAAACGUCUGAGAGUGUACAGUACAGUGAAGUACAGUGUAGGUUUUUACAAUGUAUUUGGUAACUGUUGGAAAUGCAUAAUAAAUAUCGUGAUAUAGCAUUCAGUUGUAAAAUAAAAAUAUAUAAUAAACUACAUUAUAAAACUGUACAAAAAAACGCCGUAUACAAACGUUUUUGGAACAACAGAAGCUACAUAACACUAUAGUAUAGAGUGAGGCACAGAACGAAAAACUAUCUAGUAAACUAUUUAAAUGCAGAGAUAUUUAACAAAUUAUGCUAAAUUAUACGAUACAGAAGAUUGCAGUAAGAUGUGUAUUAUCAUGAAGUACAGUUCGGAAUGCUGUGAAACGUACUACAAUGUAUAAUAAAUAUUACAAGAAAUCAAAUUUCGUUUAUUAAUUUUUUAUCAUGAUUUGAGCAUUUUCAGAAUUUCAUAUUGCAGAUUCUUCUAUUUUUUUCUGUUUUAACUACAUCUAAAUCUUUACAUCAAUUAUGAAAAAACACCUAAAUGAUCUGUUUUUAUUUUUUACAUAUCGGUAAUUUUCGAGUCACUAAAGAAUUUCUAUGUGGGUGUCUGAACAUGAGGAAUGUAGUUCUUGAAACAUUCAUGCUAAUAAAUACCGUAAUAUACAUACAAUUUUGCAGAUUUCGCUUGUACACAACAGGCUACGUUCCAACAUUAACUGCCGAAAACCCAAGUCAAUGUCUCGAUAUCUAAUGGCUUUCUUCAAACUAAAUUGUUUGCAGUUACACCCACAGAACCACCCAGUAUCACAGCGAUAUGUCUGCGGACUUACAUCGCUAGAAACUAGGUUUCGAUACCCGUGGUGGGCAGAGUACAGUUAGCCCAUUGUGCAGCUUUUUUCUUAACUACAAAUAAAUACACACACACAAUCUUUCAUCACCACAAGCGUAUCUUUUCUGCUAUCAAACUGCCAUCGUUAGAAUCUAAUCUUUUGUUUAGUAAUGGUUUUCUGUCAGUUCGUUUUCAACUUUUAUCUCGGCAAUAUGUAAUUGAUAUAAACUACAGUUAGAGAAAAUAUCCGAUUUAUCCACAUAGUAUUAUUUCAUAUAUAUAUUGUGUAUAUAACUACAGAAAUAUAAGUCACUUAUCAUGUUAUAUUUACACUUAAACUUUCAGUGAAUUCGAGGAUAAGCAGGCUGCCCAUUUUCUGACUUUCAAAGUAUAUAAAUGCUGACAAUCAAGAAUAUGAAUAACAGAAAUAAUUAUACUAUACAUAGUUUUAUGUCUUUGUUUAUAUUGAAGGAAUUCAGAGAUUAUCAAGCGAUUAGCCAUGAUGAUGGCAAUACUGAGACACACUAUCACCUAAAACAUCGGCCAGGCUUAUGAAACAAUAUUGUUGUAACUUUAAUCAGCAGUUUAACCAUUUAUAAUUUCCGUAUGAUAUUUGCAUUUACAAAUAUGUAAUGUACACUGAAUGUUAUUAUCUGAAAAGCCCCCAGUAGCACAGCGGUAAGUCUGCGAGUUUAUAACGCUAGAAACCGGGUUUCGAUACCCGUGGUGGGCACAACAUAGUUAGCCCAUUGUGUAGCUUUAUACUUAACUAGAAACAAAAAAAUGGAUAUACAUGUAACUGGCUGUAAAUAUCCAAAUUGAUAAAAUUACAGUAUAUCUGUGUGCUUUCAUGUUCAUUGUGAAAAAUUGUUUGUAUUAUAAGAUAUGGGUUGUUAUAAAUUUCAAAUAAAGUUAAUAUUCAUAAAGAUA